AUGACCAGCAGAAAUUACAUUCAAUGGCAGGCAGACCACACCAUGUUCUACAAGAACUCGGAAAAGGGAAAAUGCUGCAUCCUUAUCAAUUAUGUGGACAAUAUAAUAUUAACAGGAGAUGACUCAAGCGAAAUUGUGAGGUUAAAAGAAUUCCUUGGUACAGAGUUCGAGCUUAAAGACUUGGGGAAUCUUAAAUACUUUCUUGGUAUGGAGGGAGCAAGGUCCGAAACAGGUAUUUCCAUCUCCCAAAGGAAAUAUGUUCUUGAUCUACUGUCAGAAGUUGGUUUGAUGGGCUGCAAACCAGCCGAAACUCCUAUGGAAUUUAACCUUAAAUUGGGAACUAAUGAGGAUGGAGAAGAAAUUGACAGGGGGAGAUAUCAACGACUAGUAGGAAGACUCAUCUACCUCUCUCACACCCGUCCAGACAUAGCCUUCAGUGUAAGUGUUAUCAGUCAGUACAUGCAUGCCCCGAGGGAGAAGCACCUGGAAGUUGUAUAUAGAAUAUUAAGGUAUCUGAAAGGGACUCUUGGCAAAGGCUUGUAUUUUAAGAAAACUUCCAACCAGAAUGUGGAAGUCUACACUGAUGCAGACUAG
Gossypium arboreum is the source of this 594-nucleotide messenger RNA. RefSeq lists its product as uncharacterized. Bases 1 to 594 code for a protein of 197 amino acids. The record is from RefSeq and is a predicted model, not a curated record. NCBI's taxonomy places the organism in Eukaryota, Viridiplantae, Streptophyta, Magnoliopsida, Malvales, Malvaceae. The transcript has a single exon.